Anas platyrhynchos (mallard) is the source of this 6284-nucleotide messenger RNA. RefSeq names its product centrosomal protein 83 (gene CEP83). Gene Ontology annotation, biological process: establishment of centrosome localization; cilium assembly. Gene Ontology annotation, cellular component: ciliary transition fiber; centrosome; Golgi apparatus. Lineage: Eukaryota; Metazoa; Chordata; Aves; Anseriformes; Anatidae. The record is from RefSeq and is a predicted model, not a curated record.
UUAACCUAACUUUGUUGAAAAGCCGAGUGUCUAGCCCAAGGCUGUGACCGCAUGAAGGUCUGAACUCCUGAUGUGACAGUUCUCUGCUCCUGAAAGGAGAGAGGCGUGCUCCUCCUUCCGCCACCUUAUUUGUCUCCUUGUUUCUUUGUGCAAGCCAGUACCAGCUGCCUACUUUCACUGAUUCUGUGGCUUCUUGGGUUUUUCCUUAUGCUGGAAUGACUCACUGGCCUCACCAGAAAAAGAAACUAUUGAGUGUUUUCUGCUCGUUUAACUAUUGGCUUCUUGAGUUAAAGCAGUUCAUAGAAGGGUCUGAUGAAUGGCAGUUCCAGGAAUAAGGAUGAAGGAGGGAGGAAGGCAACCUCUCAUUCCUGGUGACAGGGAGCUGUCAAGUGGGUUACGGUUUCUUGUUAGCUCCUUAUCUGCUCCGACUCCACAGACCCUUAAGCAGAGCAGUAGUGUCUGGAAUCACUUGUGUGAGGCUCUGCUGCCUUUGAGUGUCUCACUUAUUCUUCCAGACAAAUAGCUUAUUGUUCCACGAGAUGUGGCAGCAGUCGUUGCAAAACUACAUUCAGAGUAUCAUCUAAUUUAACUGUUCAAUGUUCAACCGUGGUAAAUUUAUGUGUUAGCAUGGUCAGAGGACACAAAGAAGAGCCGUGAGUGAGUUGUCACCCAGGCUGGUGCGUGCUGGAGUCCUGGAGUUGGGCUAUGCCAGGGAAGUGAGAAGGAGGCUGUGGUGGUCAGAAAUUAUGGUGACGUCUUCAUGUUUUUCUCUAAAUGCAAGUUUUCUCACAAUUUUAAGUGCUUGUAGAAAACAAAAUUUAAAAUAAUGUAGCUCAAAAAUCUUGUGAAAGAAAAGUCCUUUCAUGAUGUGUAGAUAUAAAGGAGAGAGAUGUGAAGUACGUAUUUAAAAAGUGUUUCUUUGCGUAUGAAAAUAGCUCUUUGGAGGAGAAAGGCAGAACAAAGGUGACUCUUGGAAAUGUAGUCGAGUUACUUCACUUGACUGGAUAUUCUACCAAAAAUAUUAACCAAUAUCAAUAUAUAGAUAUAUGUAUAUUAUGUAAUUUCAGGUAUUAAGUGUGCAAAACCUGGGCUUCAGGACUUUGUACCAAUACCUUUCCUUGUGUACCUGCACAAAAUGAUGUUAAGAUUGCAUAGUAUGGAUUCGGGGCAGUUGAUACAAGUUUGCAGCUUUGUAAAUUUACCAAGUUUUAUGUUAUGUUAUAGGUGGAGAAUUAAUUUUAGAUAUGCUGGGGUUUCAGUUUCUUUCAAGCAUGUUUUAUGGUUCUCUACCUUUUUUGAACAGGUGUACAAGGGAAGGAGUUUUAACUAGUGUUCCUGUAAAGUAUUACUUAAAAAAAAAAAAAAGUGUAGUCCUGCAUAAUCUUGAAGAAUAUUUUAGGUCUAAUAAUUGACUAUGAGAAAGUGCCACUAGUACAGAAGAGAUUCAUGUUAGUAGGGUACUUACUCUAUAGGGCCAAGACAAUGGUGAGUGUUUGCAGCUCUGUGAGGACUUGUUUUGUUUUUGAGGGAAAAAAAAAAAAAGAAAGCUAUUUUAUUUAAUUUUAUUGUAAGAAAGUGUGUAGGCUAAAUAUCACAAGUUGCUGUCAAUGAUUUCAAGGAGGGAGGUCUUACAAAGUAAUUGCAUUUCUGGUACUGUAGAUUCUAUCACUGGGAAUGUAAAUCCUGAAGUUUGCCACUAGAUGUCCCUGCAAGCCUAAAUAGUUUUGCUUCCUUAACUACAUAUUGCUUAGGUUUUUGAAUGUGUGAAACGGAUUUGUAAGCCACAUUUUUACCUCCUUCUGUCCUUUUUUCUUUUAUGUGAGAUCUUUAGGCAGAUGCGCACACAACUGGAUAUGUUUUGCUUUAUAAUCUGUGGACUUUCUGAUAGUAGCCAAAGCUGUGAGGAGAGGAUGCAUUUCCCACCUUCAGCAGCUUGGGGCUGAAAUUACAAACAGUUGCAUUUCCAUUUUUUUCUUUUUUUUUUUUUUGUUGAUCAUAAUGUUGCUUCAGAAGCAUCUCCUUCUCCUUAUCCUCUCAGCAAAUUUGAGUAAAGCAGGAUAAAAGAAAUGGCUAUUGCCACCUUGCCUGUGCUGGUAUUGGGACACUUUCCUCUCACCUUUCCCCAUCCUAGUAGUGGAGGAAGAAAAUGGGCACUAAAUGUGCCGUGCUUAUUUAUCUAUAUGGAAGAUAAUUUUCAUCUCGCUUGUAGCUCAGGGUUUAUAGAAUUAAAUAGUGAGUGCUUAAGGUAGGCCCAUGAGAGAUGUUAAGAGUGGAAUACUAGAAAGCGUUACGUAUUCAGCUGUGCUCGAGAAGGAGGCUAGCUAGUUGCAGUGAUGCUGGAGAUUUAACUUUUUUUUGCAUACCACUGCAAAUACAGAGUUUUUAGGCACCAGUCCAGUACUGCCGAAAGCCCAAAAUGUCAGGGUAGCUGGUUUCAAAGCUUUAUAACUUCCCUAAAAUUCAGUUGCAGUCCUCCCUCCCCCAGAUCCUUUAGAAGCACCAGCAAUAACCAGUCUCAGGCAGUGCCUGGUUUCUAAUAUCGAGAAGAACCGAUGGGGCGCAUGUUAUAAUACUUCCUCAUUUCUCAGCAUCUGGCAAUCUGCAGCUUUCUCACACCCAUCCGAGAUUGUCACAUUUAGCAAAACUCUUGCUGGAAAGGUCACACGAAACCACCAGAAAAACUUCAAAAACUAGAAGUGACACGUAUCACUGAUACGUUUCAGAGGUGAGCUUUGGACAAGUCUGGAAGAUACCAGCCUGUUAAGUCGUAACUCUUCCAGAAGUGGCCUGAUAGGAGCUCACCAGUGAGCAUCAUCUCCUGUUUGGGGUGAUGUGAUGGUGUGUGGAACAGUGCAUCAUGUUAGGAUAGUGCGACAGACUGUGAUACAAACAGCUUUUACUACUUCGUAUCUGAUGUCUGUGACCCCUGCUUGAAUCCUAGUUAACAGGGCAUAAUUAACAUCAUGGUUUGAUUCUCAGUGUGCAGUGCAAGUAAAAAUAACAUUUUGUGUGGCCUGGUGGUUAAAGAUGCUUGUUUUGUAUUGGCUCAAAUAAUCUCCAGAUUUAACUUUAUUCUGUGUCUCUACGACAGCUAGACAGCUAGUACAUCUCAGGGCAGGUAGAACGAGCAGAGAAGAGUGGCCCUUUCAGUAGGGGAUUUCUAACGUGAGCUACAGCCAAGCUAGGAUUCUUCUGUAUUGAAAGCAAAAGUAGCACGUGAAGUCUUUGAAGUGUGAAUGUACUUGAUUGCUAACUACACGGGUUUGUAUUUCUGUCAGGUGACCUGAUCUCCUGGGAUGUCAGCUGAAAAGGUGCACGGCGAUGUAGAUUUGUAAUAAGUUCAUUUUUUUUAUUUUUUUGUCCUCUCAAUACCCAUCGUGAAGAGUCACCAUAAAAUGGAUGCUUUGGGUAGUCUUCCUCCCAUGGCUGGGAGUGGUGAUGUGGCUAAUUCACAAGAAUUACAAAAACUUCUGAUUGAUGAAAAAAUGCGAUGUGAGCACCAUAAAGCAAAUUAUCAAACUCUAAAGGCAGAACACAUAAGGUUACAGGAGGAAUAUACAAAAUUACAAGAUGAACUGAAGCGGUUGUUAGUUGAAAAGCAGACUGUACAUGAAAAAUUCCAGUUUCUCCUUGCUGAAUAUAGAGAGGAGUUGUUGGGUAAAACACAAGAGUUGGAAAGACUGAAGACGCAGGUCCUAACUCCUCAGAAGUUAGAGCUGUUAAAAGCACAAAUACAGCAGGAAUUGGAAUCUCCUAUGACAGAACGUUAUCGGAAACUAGAAAAUGAAGUGGAAAAAUACAGAACAGAAUAUAACAAACUUCGUUAUGAACAUACUUUUCUGAAGUCAGAAUUUGAACAUCAAAAGGAAGAACACGCACGUGUUUUAGAAGAGAAGAAAAUAAAGUAUGAGGCAGAGAUUGCAAGGCUGGAGAAAGAUAAAGAAGAACUCCAUAAUCAGCUGCUGAGUGUUGAUCCCACGAGGGACAGUAAGCGUGUGGAGGUACUCUCCAGAGAAAAGGCACAAUUGUAUCAGAAAUUAAAAGGCUUAGAGGCAGAAGUAGCAGAACUAAGAGCUGAAAGAGACAACUGUGGUGCACAAGCAGAAAGUGUUCAAAGAAUACAAGUCCGACAGUUAGCUGAGAUGCAGUCUCUGACAAGGUCUCUAGAGGCAGAAAAGAAGUCAGCUGAACAACAGAUUGAUCGAGUUGAGAAAGAAUUGCAGAUGAGUCAUGAACAAAACAUUCUUUUAACUAGCAAACUUCACAAAUCUGAAAGAGAAGUCAAUUCCUUAACUGCUAAAGUAGAGGAACUUAAACAUUCACACAAAUUAGAAGUAACAAAUGUCAAACUGGAGGCAGCAAGAACAAAAAGCGAAGCAGAAAGAGAGAGAAACAAGAUUCAAAGUGAAAUGGAUGGAUUGCUGUCAGACAAUGAAAUUCUUAAGGCAGCUGUUGAGCGUCAUAAAGUGCUUUUAGUAGAAAAGGAUCGAGAGCUAAUUCGUAAAGUGCAAGCUGCUAAAGAGGAAGUUUUUGAAAAAAUUGCAGCCUUACAAGAUGAAAAGUUAGAACUUGAGAACAGAUUAGCUGAUCUAGAGAAGAUGAAACUGGAACAAGAUACUUGGAGACAAACUGAAAAGGAUCAGUAUGAAGAGAAGCUACGUGUUGUACAGCUGGCAGAAGAAUCUAGCAAAAAGGAACUUCAGCGUCUGCGAUUAAAAAUUCAACAGCAAGCUAUGCAGGCAGAGGAGCUAGAAGAGAAGAAACGUGAAAGUGGCGAUCUAAAACAGCAAAUUCAAGACAUGCAACUCCAAGUUGCUUCACUUUCUCAGUCAGAAAAUGAUUUGCUGGAUUCUAAUCAGAAGCUGAAGGAAACAAUAGAAAGACUGAGACAAGAAUGUCAAAACGCCAGGACUCAGGCAGAAAAAGCUCAACUGGAAACAGAGAAGACUUUAGAAUACAGACGUAUUGAAUGGCUGGAGGAGAAGCACAUGCUUACUCAGCGCAUCACAGAGAAAGAGGAGAAAUACAAUGAAGCGAAGAACAAGCUAUGUCGGGCUGCUGUUGCUCAGAAAAAGAGAAAGACGCUCAAUGAUAAUAAACAAAGGAGAAUGCAAGAGAAACUACAACUUCUGGAAGCCAAGAUAGAAGAACUGGAAAAAGAAAAUCAUGUGUUAAAUAGGCAGAAUGUGUCCUAUGAAGAAUAUGUGCGCCUCCAGAAGAGACUGAAGGAAUUACAACGUAGACACAAUGAGUUCCGGAGCUUAAUUUUGAAUCCUAACAUACCAUCACUCGGUCCAGCUGGUGUAAUGUCAUCAUCUGCCCUGCCUCCUGGGCCUGAAGUGUCCUUCCCCCUCCUUCAGGAGGAACAGCAUCAAAGAGAGCUUUCCCUGCUUCGCAAGCGUCUAGAAGAACUAGAAACCACACAGAGAAAACAGCUGCAAGAGCUUGGACCAUCUAGAGAGCGAGUAGCAGUGGGAGCAUACAGGGACUUAGCCAGAAACAAGACAGCCGAGGAAGGUGGUGCACAAAGUGAGGACUCCAAAUAAAGCCUGUGAAUUCUACGUAGUGUUAGUUUUCAGUAGCUUAUCAUUUGUACAUGCUUUUGGUAUUCUGCCAAACCAUGAUUGUAUGUGCCUGAAUUGCGUAAAAAAUACUCUGCAUAGUUUUGUAUUUAUUUUUGACAGACUGUUUAAAUUAUCAAGAAUGUUGUUUUCUAAACAAAAUCAUUGUAAGAGUAAUGGCAUUUUUAAAAUAUCUUUAUAAAUGGUGUAAAAAUAUUUGGAAGUCAAAAAACAAAAUAAUCUUGUUGCACAAAAUUUUAAAAAAUAUUUUAGCAAGCGUUGUGUGGUGCUGAAAUUUUUACAUUUAAAAAACAAAUUGAGAUUCAAUUUUCUGGAAAAAUCCUAAAAUAAUGUAGUUGAUAAUAUCCUCUUCCUCCUUUGAUGCAGAAGUUAUUGUAUUGGUGUGGAAUUUUGCUGGGUUGAUAUUUGGAUUGUAAACCAGUUGCUCUAAUCUACAUUUGGAAUGUUAUUUUGAAGUUCCCAAGCACAUAGACAGGAUGAAAUGAAUUGAAAAAGCGAUGAAAACUUUUUUUUGCUAGUCUUGUCAAUGUGCCUCUUGUAUUUUUAUAAUGGGCAGAAGCAAUAAUUUUUUUUUUUUUGAAAUAAUGUAGUAGAGUUGAAGUAUAACAAAUUGCCUUCACAUUAUGAAAAUAAGUUUGUAUUUGUUGUUGGUACUGUAAUUUGUUUACUCCACUACAAUAAAAUCUAUUUAUUCAAGGUUUA